Messenger RNA from Chinchilla lanigera (long-tailed chinchilla), 18179 nucleotides. It is a transcript of the gene Tnrc6b, whose product is annotated as trinucleotide repeat containing 6B. NCBI's taxonomy places the organism in Eukaryota, Metazoa, Chordata, Mammalia, Rodentia, Chinchillidae. Gene Ontology annotation, molecular function: nucleic acid binding. The transcript is spliced from 26 exons. The record is from RefSeq and is a predicted model, not a curated record. Gene Ontology annotation, cellular component: nucleoplasm; P-body. Bases 435 to 6044 code for a protein of 1869 amino acids. Gene Ontology annotation, biological process: miRNA-mediated post-transcriptional gene silencing; positive regulation of nuclear-transcribed mRNA poly(A) tail shortening.
UGACGGGCACAAAAACCAGCCAGUGAGAGCUGGAGGCAUCCUCCCUGCGGCCAAUGGAGUGGGGCUCUGGGCGGGCCCUCGAGUGUUUGUGUUGUGGUUUUGGGGGAGGGAGGCGGAGGGGAAAGUUUGUUUAUUUUGUUUUUAGUUUCUGGGGUCCCCGUGCUUCAGGAAGGUGAAGCGGGAGGGAGUGAACCCCGGCGCCCCUCAGUCCCCUUGCGACGUCGCCUCCAUAGCCUGCGGAGAAGCGGGGACCGCGCGCAUCGCCUCGCCUCACAGAGGAACACCGCGCACUCGGAGCCGGCGCGGCUCGGCGGGUUUUGGUUUUUUGCACUGAAAGUAACCUAGACUUACCGUCUCAGGCUUGUGUUGCCCCAGGAUACUGUCAAAGGCAGUAUUUGUGUGUUUCUGCAGAGUUUUGCACAGAAUCUGGUCCCAUGCAAACCAAUGAGGGAGAAGUAUCGGAGGAAAGCAGCUCCAAGGUGGAACAGGAGGAUUUUGUAAUGGAAGGGCAUGGCAAGACUCCACCUCCUGGUGAAGAAAGCAAACAAGAGAAGGAGCAAGAAAGGGAAGAACAGUUAAUGGAAGACAAGAAAAGGAAGAAAGAGGAUAAAAAGAAAAAAGAAGCCACUCAGAAGGUCACGGAACAAAAAACCAAAGUGCCCGAAGUGACGAAACCAAGUUUAAGCCAACCAACGGCCGCCAGCCCGAUUGGCAGCUCUCCAUCGCCACCAGUCAAUGGUGGCAACAAUGCCAAAAGGGUGGCAGUGCCGAACGGACAACCGCCAAGCGCCGCCCGCUACAUGCCUCGGGAGGUGCCACCGCGAUUCCGUUGCCAGCAGGACCACAAAGUGUUACUGAAACGUGGACAGCCCCCUCCACCGUCCUGCAUGCUCCUUGGGGGCGGGGCGGGGCCUCCUCCCUGCACAGCACCUGGAGCAAACCCAAACAACGCACAAGUGUCAGGAACCCUGCUGCAGAGCGAGAGUGGGACUGCACCAGAGUCAACCCUUGGAGGUGCUGCUGCUUCAAAUUAUGCAAAUUCCACUUGGGGCCCGGGAGCCUCCUCCAACAACGGCACCUCCCCCAACCCAGUUCACAUCUGGGACAAGGUGAUUGUAGACGGGUCUAACAUGGAAGAGUGGCCUUGUAUUGCCAGCAAAGACACUGAAUCUUCUUCCGAAAACACCACCGAUAACAACAGUGCCUCGAACCCUGGCUCUGAGAAGAGCACUCUGCCAGGAAGCACCACUAGUAACAAAGGCAAAGGGAGCCAGUGCCAGUCUGCAAGUUCUGGGAACGAAUGUAAUCUUGGGGUCUGGAAAUCUGACCCUAAGGCUAAAUCUGUUCAAUCUUCCAACUCUACUGCGGAGAGCAACAAUGGACUAGGUAAUUGGAGGAAUGUGAGUGGUCAGGAUAGAAUUGGACCUGGCUCUGGCUUCAGCAACUUUAACCCAAAUAGCAACCCAUCUGCCUGGCCAGCACUGGUCCAAGAAGGAACUUCUAGGAAAGGAGCAUUGGAAACAGAUAAUAGUAAUUCCAGUGCACAGGUUAGCACAGUAGGUCAGGCAUCCAGGGAACAGCAGUCAAAGAUGGAAAAUGCGGGUGUUAAUUUUGUUGUCUCUGGCAGAGAACAGGCUCAAAUUCAUAACACUGAUGGACCAAAAAAUGGAAACACUAACUCCUUGAACUUAAGUUCACCAAACCCCAUGGAGAAUAAGGGAAUGCCUUUUGGAAUGGGCUUGGGGAACACCUCCAGGAGCACUGAUGCCCCUUCACAAAGCACUGGAGAUCGAAAGACUGGGAGUGUUGGAUCUUGGGGUGCAGCUAGGGGGCCUUCUGGAACUGACACAGUCUCUGGACAAAGCAAUUCUGGAAAUAAUGGGAACAAUGGAAAAGAUAGAGAGGACUCCUGGAAAGGAGCUUCUGUUCAGAAAUCAGCUGGGUCGAAAAAUGACUCUUGGGACAACAAUAAUAGGUCUACGGGUGGGUCCUGGAACUUUGGCCCUCAGGACUCUAAUGACAACAAAUGGGGUGAAGGGAACAAAAUGACAUCUGGGGUCUCUCAGGGAGAAUGGAAACAGCCCACUGGGUCUGAUGAGUUGAAAAUUGGAGAAUGGAGUGGUCCAAACCAACCAAAUUCUAGCACUGGAGCAUGGGACAAUCAAAAGGGCCACCCCCUCCCUGAAAACCAAGGCAAUGCCCAGGCUCCCUGUUGGGGAAGAUCUUCCAGCUCCACAGGAAGUGAAGUUGGAGGUCAGAGCACUGGAAGCAACCAUAAAGCAGGAAGUAGUGAUAGUCAUAAUUCUGGCCGUCGGUCAUACAGGCCUACACAUCCUGAUUGCCAGGCUGUCUUGCAGACUCUUUUGAGCCGAACUGAUUUGGACCCUAGGGUGCUCUCAAACACUGGCUGGGGCCAAACUCAAAUUAAGCAGGACACAGUGUGGGAUAUCGAAGAGGUGCCAAGGCCUGAGGGGAAAUCUGACAAAGGAACUGAGGGGUGGGAGAGCGCUGCCACACAGACCAAGAACUCAGGGGGCUGGGGAGACGCACCCAGCCAAAGCAAUCAAAUGAAGUCUGGAUGGGGGGAGCUCUCAGCCUCGACAGAGUGGAAAGACCCCAAGAACACAGGAGGCUGGAAUGACUAUAAGAACAAUAAUUCUUCCAACUGGGGAGGAGGACGACCAGAUGAAAAGACACCUUCCUCUUGGAAUGAGAAUCCCAGCAAGGACCAGGGGUGGGGAGGUGGACGCCAGCCUAAUCAAGGAUGGACUUCUGGGAAGAAUGGUUGGGGAGAGGAAGUUGAUCAGGCGAAAAACAGCAAUUGGGAAAGUUCUGCAAGUAAGCCUGUGGCCGGGUGGGGUGAAGGAGGGCAGAAUGAAAUCGGAACUUGGGGUAAUGGUGGGAAUGCAAGCCUAGCUUCAAAAGGUGGGUGGGAAGAUUGCAAAAGAUCCCCUGCAUGGAAUGAGACAGGCAGGCAGCCCAAUUCCUGGAAUAAACAGCACCAACAGCAGCAGUCACAGCAGCCACCGCCACCACAGCCAGAGGCUUCCAGUUCGUGGGGAGGCCCACCCCCACCACCUCCAGGCAGUGUUCGACCUUCCAAUUCCAGCUGGAGCAGCGGGCCCCAGCCUGCGACCCCUAAGGAUGAGGAACCCAGCGGUUGGGAAGAGCCGUCCCCGCAGUCAAUUAGUCGGAAAAUGGACAUCGACGAUGGCACUUCUGCAUGGGGAGACCCUAACAGUUACAACUACAAGAAUGUGAACUUGUGGGAUAAGAAUUCCCAAGGGGGCCCAGCACCUCGAGAACCAAACCUGCCCACCCCAAUGACCGGAAAAUCAGCAUCAGUCUGGAGCAAAAGCACACCACCUGCUCCAGAUAAUGGGACUUCAGCUUGGGGUGAGCCGAAUGAAAGCAGUCCUGGGUGGGGCGAAAUGGAUGAUGCAGGAGCAUCGACCACGGGCUGGGGGAACACACCCGCCAACGCUCCCAAUGCCAUGAAACCCAAUUCCAAAUCUAUGCAAGACGGCUGGGGGGAGAGUGACGGGCCGGUCACAGGAACUCGCCAUCCCAGCUGGGAAGAGGAGGAGGAUGGAGGAGUCUGGAACACCGCCGGCUCUCAGGGAAGUGCUUCCUCCCACAACUCAGCAAGCUGGGGACAAGGAGGAAAGAAACAAAUGAAGUGCUCACUAAAAGGAGGAAACAAUGAUUCAUGGAUGAAUCCUCUUGCCAAACAGUUUUCAAAUAUGGGAUUGCUGAGUCAAAGUGAAGAUAAUCCAAGCAGCAAAAUGGAUUUGUCUGUAGAUAAGAAAUUUGAUGUGGACAAGCGAGCAAUGAAUCUCGGGGAUUUUAAUGAUAUCAUGAGGAAGGAUCGAUCUGGGUUCCGUCCACCUAAUUCCAAAGACAUGGGAACCACAGAUAGUGGGCCUUAUUUUGAGAAGCUGACUUUGCCUUUCUCCAAUCAAGAUGGGUGCCUUGGGGAUGAGGCUCCCUGCUCUCCCUUCUCCCCUACUCCCAGCUACAAGCUGUCUCCCUCUGGUUCCACACUACCCAACGUCAGCCUUGGAGCAAUCGGCACAGGGCUCAACCCCCAAAACUUCGCUGCUAGACAAGGCAGCAAUCAUGGUUUGUUUGGAAACAGCACAGCACAAUCGAGAGGUCUGCACACCCCAGUGCAGCCACUGAGUUCUUCUCCUAGUCUCCGGGCGCAAGUGCCUCCCCAGUUUAUCUCCCCCCAGGUUUCUGCCUCAAUGCUCAAGCAGUUUCCCAACAGUGGCCUGAAUCCAGGUCUUUUCAAUGUGGGGCCCCAGUUAUCUCCUCAACAAAUUGCCAUGCUGAGCCAGCUUCCACAGAUUCCCCAGUUUCAGUUGGCAUGUCAGCUUCUCCUGCAGCAGCAGCAGCAGCAGCAGCAGUUGCUCCAAAACCAGAGAAAGCUUUCACAAGCAGUGCGCCAGCAGCAAGAGCAGCAGUUGGCUCGAAUGGUGAGUGCUCUUCAGCAGCAGCAGCAACAGCAGCAGCAGCAGCAGCAGCGACAGACUAGCAUGAAGCAUUCACCGUCCCAUCCUGUUGGGCCCAAGCCACAUCUGGACAACAUGGUACCCAACGCACUGAAUGUGGGGCUCCCAGACCUCCAGGCCAAAGGGCCAAUCCCUGGAUAUGGUUCUGGCUUCAGUUCUGGCAGCAUGGACUACGGCAUGGUUGGUGGGAAGGAGGCGGGGACUGAGUCUCGCUUCAAGCAGUGGACCUCCAUGAUGGAAGGGCUGCCCUCUGUGGCCACGCAGGACGCCAGCAUGCACAAAAAUGGCGCUAUAGUGGCCCCUGGUAAGACCCGAGGAGGGUCACCGUACAACCAGUUUGAUAUCAUCCCUGGUGACACACUGGGCGGUCAUACGGGUCCUGCUGGUGAUAGCUGGUUACCUGCCAAAUCUCCACCAACAAAUAAAAUCGGAAGUAAAUCCAGCAAUGCCAGUUGGCCUCCAGAAUUCCAACCAGGAGUGCCAUGGAAAGGUAUCCAAAACAUUGACCCUGAAUCUGACCCCUAUGUCACCCCAGGAAGUGUGCUGGGGGGUACAGCCACAUCUCCCAUUGUAGAUACUGACCACCAACUGCUGCGGGAUAACACCACAGGGUCUAAUUCUUCCCUCAACACCUCGCUGCCUUCACCUGGUGCCUGGCCCUACAGUGCCUCUGAUAACUCCUUUACCAACGUUCAUAGCACUUCAGCAAAGUUCCCCGAUUACAAAUCUACGUGGUCCCCAGAUCCCAUAGGACACAAUCCCACUCAUCUCUCCAACAAGAUGUGGAAAAACCACAUUUCCUCCAGGAACACUACACCGCUGCCCCGCCCACCUCCUGGCCUGACUAACCCCAAACCGGCGUCUCCCUGGAGCAGCACAGCACCCCGAUCCGUCAGGGGGUGGGGGACACAGGACUCUCGGCUUGCCUCAGCCUCUACCUGGAGUGAUGGUGGCUCAGUUCGUCCUAGUUACUGGCUGGUUCUUCACAAUCUCACUCCACAGAUUGAUGGGUCAACCUUGAGAACGAUCUGCAUGCAGCAUGGUCCACUGCUGACAUUCCAUCUGAAUCUAACCCAGGGCACUGCCCUGAUCCGAUACAGCACCAAACAGGAGGCAGCCAAGGCCCAGACUGCACUGCACAUGUGUGUAUUGGGAAACACUACCAUCCUGGCUGAGUUUGCCACUGAUGAUGAAGUUAGCCGCUUUCUGGCACAAGCUCAGCCCCCUACACCUGCAGCGACCCCAAGUGCACCGGCCGCAGGGUGGCAGUCGUUGGAGACCGGCCAGAACCAGUCAGACCCCGUCGGACCUGCGCUGAACCUUUUCGGUGGGUCCACUGGGCUCGGGCAAUGGAGCAGCAGUGCUGGUGGCAGCAGCGGGGCUGAUCUUGCUGGCGCUUCGUUGUGGGGGCCCCCAAACUAUUCUUCUAGCUUGUGGGGAGUCCCAACUGUGGAAGAUCCCCAUAGGAUGGGUAGCCCUGCUCCUUUACUACCUGGUGACCUUCUGGGAGGAGGGUCGGAUUCAAUCUGAACUUAGAACUUUCAACUCUGACCUCGUGACCUUUUUUGGAACAGCAGCAGCACUAACUUGACCUUUUCGUUUUUUUUUUCAACUUGCAAUAAAUACAUUUUUAAAAGGAAAAAAGAAAACGGAGAGAGAAAAAAAGGUGGGUCAUUGCAGACUGUCUGAGCACAUAGUUGCCUCCCUUAUAACUUCAGUUUUUUCGUUUGGAAUAUGAAUCCAAAAAGAGAACAUAUCACUCUUGAAAUACUUGAAUCAUGAACGCCAACCUAGAAAGACAAUGUGAAGCAAGUACACAUACCAUUUAAAUUUAAACACAAAAAAAUUAAAAAAAUUAGUUUCUAGUUUUUCACUUUUUCAUGUUAUAUGGAAGUUGUUGCUAAGAAACAUAUAUACUGAAAAAAAAUAGCUUUUUAACUUUGUUUGCACUGGGUGUGUUUCCGUCCUUAGGUCUACCAUGUUUGGGAGGGAGGGAAAUUCAAAAGAAUUGUUGGGGGAGGGGGGAGGGAAGACUUGACGGAGCCUCACUUUAAAAACAAAAACACAAAAAACCUAAAAAAAAAAAAAAAAAAAAAGGAAAAAUUUGUGAUUGGCUGGUUGAUAAAUACCAGUGUGUUCUGGCACAUGUAACUGCCCAGGCAUGCUCGUUCUGGUAUGUGUGUGCACGUGUGUUCAUGUGCAUCCGCGUGCAUCCUCCUCUGUCUCUGUGUGUGUGCCUGCGUCCCACCCUCCUCCUCCCACCCCACCCUGAUUCUCAGAAAGCUGCAUUGCUGACAGUCCACAGGCUGGCUGGCCGGCCAUCUGCUGCUUUUUUUUUUUUUUUAACUAUGAGAACACACAAACAUGGGGAGCCACUGCGACUCCACCCACUCCGUUGGGCUGCACCGAAUCAAAGAGUGCUUUUUAAUGAUUAACACAGGGAGCUCCUUUGCACUUGUGCAUCAGCCUGAGUGUGAGGUUCUCUAGCUUUUCUCUUGACCUAGCAGUAGAGCGGAGCACUGCCAACCCCAAGAAUCGGAGAGCAGGAGAUACCUCUCGGAGCAACUGUGUGUUACUUUCUGUUUUUCAAAGUGAAUGGUCGAUACGGCACGUCUGAGUACCUAAGUUCCAUGCAGGCCUUUUUGUUAGUUUGAAUGGGAACAGAAGGUGAGAUAGUUUUUAAAUUAUGUGAUGUCUCAAAAGCAGAAAAGAUAUGUUCCCUUUCCUGUGUGAUCAGGUGUGAGAUAGUUGUCCAAAAAAAAAAAAAUCAGGUAAUGCCGAAUUAAAUUUCUAUUCUCAUGUUCGUUUGAUGGAAACAAAGUUGUGACCAGCCUCCUGGAAGCAUCGCAGCUUCUCCCUCUCUGCUCCUCUCUCGCCGAGCGUUACCUGUGCCAGGCCGUGGCGUGUUACAGCACCAGGCCAUCACUGACAGAGACGUUUACUUAACGAAUGUUCUUAAACCAGUGUGUACUUCAAGCGUUUCCCUUUGUUUCUCUGUGUUGUGUAUUUCCUGUGUAUGUGGUUUUGCUUAGGCAGGAUAACUUAGCAAAGACUUUUUAAGUAUUGCACCUUUUUUGGUUUUGACCUCUUUUUUUUUUUUCCUUGUAAUGUUGCUUUUUUAUUUCGGUAUUUAAAGACUUAAUUUUUUAAGCAUCGAUGUAGUAGUACUCUGGGCCGAACAGGAGGCAACGUUUAAUCCACAGUUAUCACCAACAUGUAUGUAUGAUGUUGGAUUCAAAAUGUAUAAAACUGCUUAUUGUGAAGAGAGUGACAGAAGACCUGAAGGGGUUUCCCUUCAUACAAAGCAGAUGGUGGGGUGGGCGGGUGGGGGAGGGGGAUUGUGCCGGUGACCUGCUAGCACUUGUGUGGACGUCCCAGUCUGCAUCAUACUGUUCAACAUAAAGUGCCGACAUUCUGUACCAGCAAAUACCUGCCCAUUCCAGCCCUUGGUGGGAGCAGACCUCUACUGUCCUCCGUAACUUGCUGCUAUUGAGGACAGGGGAGUUUUUCUUUCUUUAGCAUCUUCAGUGAAGGAUACAACAAUGCCUAAUGUAUUUUUUCAGCUUGUGUUUGUGUGUAGGUGGGUGGAUGGUUGUGUAUAGGAAAAAGGUAAAAAAAAAAAAAAAAAAAACCUGAAUUAUUUGCAUGUAAGUGGUUUUGUGAGAUAAAGAAUGGGAAAUUCUAUGGUCCUCUUCUUGGCUUACCCUGUUGAUGACAAACCUAGCCUCAAAAGAGAUUGACAAGCAUAAUUCAAGUGAGCGCUUGCACUUGCCAGUCUUCGGAAGCCCAUUGUGGGUGGGUAAUCAAAUUGGAGUUUGCAGUGCUGGUCUGGUCCCGCGGAUGCCUUGUCCAAACUGACUGUGCCCUCCUCCUCCUCUCCGGUUUUCAUCACCACCGUGCCCCCCCACCUCUGCCCCUAUUUGAUGUCUUCUUCCAGCCCCACUGACCACUCUGCCUUGCAGCAGAGCCCCGUUGUGUGUGGUGACCUCCAUGGGGAAGUGCAGCUUGUGUUCAGACAUCCACAGACAGAAGGCUUUGAUCUUAGUGUCCCCAGGCCCAGAGCCCAUCCCAAGGCUCCUGCAAGCCGCUGGGGACUGUCCACUGCCGCUCUUGGUUCACGGCUGUGUCCUGCCCUGCCCUCCUCUCCUCCUGCCUGUUGGGUCCUUGACCUGCGCUAUGGCUUAGUUGAGUUCCUUACGAUACUACGGUGAAAGCCGGGUGCUAGAGCCCCUCUUGUUUACAAGACAUAAAUGAGGGAUUUGAAAUAUGUAAAAAUAAAUACGAGAAGCUAAAAUGUUCUUCCAUCAUAAGCUUAAAGGGAAAAAAACUGAAAACUUAAAAAAAGACCAAAAAGUGCGUAUAUAUAUAUAUAUAUACACAUAUAAAUAUAUAUUUUAGAUGAAGACUAACUCUGGGAGCAUUUAACAGUGUUUUUUGUUUUUGUUUUUAACAUUUAUUUUCCUGCUUUAAAAUUUGCAAGCAUUCUCAGGAAUUCUAGGGUAGGAAGCCAGUUUUUUGAAGAUGGUUUAUUUAACUGUAUCUUAUCCUAGAUAGACUUGGCUGUUUCUUUCCUGUUAAUAAACUUUUACAAGUUCCUGAAACUUCAAAAAGUUUAGGCAAUUUUUACUUAAAAAACAUGUAAAAAGAAAAGUCUCCAAAUGUCAUACUGGGGAUCACACAUUUUAAAACACGUAGAAAUAUUUUUUAAAAAUUAUUAAUUUAGCAGCAACAGGUAAAUUCAUUAUCUAAAAAAAAAAAUGGGAGAAGGAUCAAGCUUUCAGAGAGCUCUAUCAUGACUCAUUGGAAAUUGUGUAAUUGAAUGAAUGGGGGAGCAUUUGGUAUACACACCUGGGAAGGCACCACGGUGUUCCUUUCCAUGUAAGACUAAACUAAACUCUCCCCUCGCCACUUUUAUUUUUUUAACGGAAACCCUUCUCCCCCAGCCCCAGUGACAAAAGAACGGAAUAAAGAAAGAAACAACAGCUUAAAACAAAAAGAGUAACUCUAAUCUGUAAAAUAGUACGGUUGGAUUGCUGAGAAUCUAUGUAAAGUUAGGAAAUAUAGGUUAAUAAUUUUUGGAACAAAUUUUAAAUAUAGGCAUUACUAGAGGAAAAUUAUCUAUGGACUGUUCUGUUAAUGAAGAAUGUCUGUCUUACUCCCUGUGUUAUGGAAGGAGGAAAAUGUAGAAGAAUCUAAUGAGGAACAAAUGAUUUUACUUUUUUAGCUCCCAGCUACUAUUGUGCUUGUUUUAAUUGCUGUUUUGAAGAUCUGCUGCUUAAUUGUCCCCAUCCCUCCGGGGAAAGAUGUGGAGUGUUUCCUUUCAGUUUUGGUGAUGUUGAAUUCUCCUUUUGUAUUCCCUCCUGGGGCCAGGGGUCAGAAUUCCUAAACAUGACCACAGCUUCUUUCAAACGUUAAGCUUCCCAGUGGGAAAGAAACUCCAGCUCCACAGGUAAAGGGAGUGGGUGGGGUUGCUGCCUGCAAUUUCUCUAAAACCGCUUUAGUGCCUUCACACAUACACCCAGACAUCCUGAGCAAGGGGACGCGUGUGUAUGUGCAUGUAGUCCGGUCACUCCGCAGCUGGUAAGACACUGGCCCGUAAAGGAAAUAGGAGUGAUCCUGGACAGGCCCCAAAGGCAGUGGGCUAAAUUAAAACAAAUAAAAAUCAAGGAAAAUACGCUUUUAUGUCUUGAUAAUGUGGAAUGCCAAGUUCCUUCCUUGCGUUGUGUGCCCUCAGUUACCAUGCUCUGAGUUAUCCAGGUAUGUAAUGGUGACAGCUCCAGGGACUGGAAAGUCUCUUGGUACUGGGCCAGUGGAAGGAGGUUCCUAUUUUUCUGCUCCUGUCCUCUGUCUCCUCCUCCCCUUCCCCCUUGUGUCAACUUGCUGGAAGGUUUGCUUUACUGGUUGGCAGUGACCUAAGAACAGGUGAGGGUAACUUGGAAGAGGAAAGCUCUUUCUUUCCAUGGUAUUCUUUGGCAAGAGCCAUGUUUACCCUGAAGUUAGGUAACUUCAGAACACUCAGCUAAGUCAGUGGGAGCGUCCUCUUAUCCACCACAUAUGUGGAGGAUACGUGGUCCCACGUAUGCUGGUCACCCUCAUUACACAGACUUACUCUGUACACAUUUUGAACAUGUAUGUGUGAGCUUUCCAUUUUUGUACUAGUUCUUUUAUUUUUAAACACAUGAUUACUAGUGGCUAGAACUGUGCAUAUCUCUUAAACAUCACAAACUUAGUGUCUACCACAUGAGUAGCCAAAAGAUGAUGCAGGAGUAGGGAAAGGGAUGUCUUUGUCAGGCAGGGGGCCUCUGCUGCCAGCGAGACCCAGCACCAUCGCUUCACUUUUAAGUAUUGAACAAAGCUCUGGUCUUUAAGACACUGUCAAGAAGUAGAUGGUCUGUGUAGCAUCUCUGACCCCUUAUCCCUAACCCUUGAAAUUCUCCAUGUACAACACUCACAAGAGUGAACUUAGCAGUGCUGAAGUUAAGAUUCCAAAUCAUGCUUUCAGGCCCCAGCACCACCAAAAAAUAAAUUCUAAACCAAAUGCUUUCAUCAGUGCCCUCCCCCAAUAAAGCAACAUCCAUUUCUUGCCAUUCAGUUAGUUUUACUCAAAACAGCUUGCCGUUCAACUGCUCCUAUGGCUUCUGUUCUAAGGAUUUUCCCAGCUCUUCUGACACGAAUGUAACAUGUUAGCAGUCAGUUCUCCUAAACUUCUGCAUGUUGAAUGUUGUAUGUAAGAUAUGCAAAGGGGAAAAAGAAAGAAGAGGGAGUUCUUGGAUACAAAUUUGGAAGCGCCUUUAUUAACGUAUCUACCAGAAACUAAGAGUUCAUGGGCUAUUAACUCGCUACAAAUAGUCAUUCAUCCUUUUACCCUUUUCUUGGAGGGGGUACAGUUUUUGUAGGGUUAAUACCCAGAUUCCAUUUUGACCUCAAAUGCUGUGUGUGUUUUAAUUUUUUAUAUUCUGAUGUCUUGACUCUCCUUUUAGUGUUUGUGUACUGAGCAAAGUGCAGAAGCCAAGCCUGUUGUCCUCUGCAGUGUAAACAGGAUGUUUUCAACAGACUUGGCUGUAAUAGCCAUCUCUAAGAUAAGGGCACAAGUGUUUUUGUAGAAAAAGUCUCAUUCUUCCCCAUUCCCAGAGUUCAAAUUCAGCAUACAAAGCUUUGUUUGGGGUUUGAGUAUUUUAUUUGAAGCAUCUAUAAGGUCUUCAACUAGGAGUAGAGAUAUAUUUUUAGCUGGUCAAAAGAAAAAAAAUCAUACUUCUCCAGUGUUGCCAAGUUUUGUCACAUUUCAUGUCUAUGCAUUAACUACACUUCUUAGUGUUACUACAAAAAGAAAGAAAUCUUAUUCCGUGGUUUUGUUUUUCCUUCUGUGAAUGUACAUCCAAGGCCAUAUACUGUAUAAGGUAGAAGAAGCUGUUCUACUUUCUAUACAGUGAACUGUCCAUCUUUAGAGCCCAUUCAGAACGUAGGGUACCCUAACCCCCUGCUGCACACCACACCAUACCCCUUGGCUUCUUCACCUACAAGGACAAGGUAUCAGCACAGUCUAGAAAUAGACAAGGAUACAGAAUGCUUUCAAGGAUGUCAGCAACGAAACUCAGAAUAUUAUCUAUGUUUCCAGAGUUUUUUUGUUGUGUUUUCUAUGGUUUGGUUUUGGUUUUGGAUACCGGGAAUCAAACUCAGGACCUUGCACUUGCCAGGCUGAGCUAUAUCCCCGGCUAUUUCCCAGAGUUGGUGCACACCCUGUAGUAUGGUCUGUAGUUUUAUGGGCUAUGCCAAAGGUGUUUAUAUGUUCACAGGUAGUCUCCAUUUGUGAAUGAUAGUAGUUUCUUCUUUUUUUUCCUUGACCUUAAAUUUCACAAAGGGGGUGAUAGUAUCCCAUCCUUUAGAUUUGAAAUAAUUGUCAGCUGCAAGAAUUCUAAACAUAAUGAUAACUUAAUAAAAAUUGAACAUCAGCCUUCCCUAAACUACCCACAGUACCUCUGCACCCUCCACCCCAUGCUGUCAAAGAAUGAGGACAGGAACAUCUAAGGAUAGUAAAGGAGGGACACUGGUCAGGGAGUGGAGAGCUACUCCCCACCACUCAGCAUGCAUGCUACCCAUGUGUGUGGUCAGUCAGAUGAAAUCCUCAGCCAUUGUGAAAUAUUCAUAAUACCUAAGUAGUGUUUAAACUGCCAGUCUCACGUUGUAACCUACUAGCACCCCAAAAAAGGAGCAAAGUGAUAGAAACUGCCAGUGUUUGCCUCACAGAAUUUAAAUAGUUCCUUUGUCACAGGUGUACAGCUGAAACUGCAUGCUAGGAAAAUGGUACUGCCCUGACCAAAGGGCCUUGGCUAAGCUCAGUCAUUGAUUCUUUAUUGUGACAAAUGCUUGUCUUUUUGAAGGAGGGGAAAAGUCAAGUAAAAUACACAGGAAAGAAGUGUUCUGUUUUAAAUAAAAAAGAAAGAGUGUUCCCCCUAAAACACUGUGUGCCUCAACUCAGUUUUCAAACUAUGAGUCACUGCUUUGGAAGUAAGUUCCCAACUGGAAUUGACAAAUUUCCAGCCAGCAUCAGUAAGUUAAGAUAGUUUUUCAAAACGGGAGAUUGUUCCUUGCUGCUUUUCUUUUACUUCCCUUCCCAGGCUUCCUGGACUUCCUGGCGAAUGGGGUGUUCAUUUUCCUUGGGCCACUGCGAGUAUACCCCACUGGUAGAGACGGUUCAGAAAGUGACUUAGGCAAGAUGAGCAGUGUCUCUGCAGAACUGGCCUGACCGCGGGGCUUUACGGAGACAAGAAUGACAGAGCCUAAGUAUGCUGGCCAGAAAUGAAAAAGGGGGUGUUUUUGCAAAACAAACAACAUUGAGAACCCCUCGAGAAGUCACAUACCUUAUAAACGUAGAAUGAUUUUUUUCAUCAAGUGGUAGAUACAUUUUUAGCAUGCUACUUCUUGCCAGAAAUUCCAAGUCAGAAUAAAUGUGUUCAAAACACCACCCCCAAGCUCCUUCUUAAUUUUGUCCAAGGACUCUCUUGAGCGUAGUACUUCUGAAUGUGCCUUUGUGAGUAUGGAGACCAUCUGUCAUAGGGAAAGAUUGCCCCUUGUGGUGAAAACGGAAAGAUGGGCACCUUAGCUUUCAGCAGGCAGAGUUCCACUGGGUGCCCAGGGGGAGCUGUGGGAUUUUCAUUCACAUCAAUGUUGCACAGUGUUGUUGUGUGGAAGAGAUUCUGGGACAUAGUAAACGAGGCAAAGGUUGCACAAAUGACAGAGGCCCAGGUUAGGCCAAGAGCGCGGGUUGGCUUCUGCAGCCGCACUCCUUGGUUUUCUUUGUAUGUGUGCACGUGUGGCUGUUCGGUCUUUUGUUUUUGUGUAAUCACUGGAGAUCGGAAUAGGAUGAGAUUUGUGGCACAUUCAAGCAUGUAGAGCACGCAUUUUCUGGCUUCAGCCUGGCUCUGUCCUUUCGGUUUACAUCCUGAGAAAAGCUGUUGUUUCCCAAGUGGAAGUCACACCUUGUUGCUAUUCAUGCUAACAAGGUAUCACACACAAGGAAGAAGUCUUUGAGAGUUGAGAUUUUAAGUGAGAAGGGAAAGAGGAAAAUCCAAAAUCAUGUUUUAUCUCAUCAGAACUAUUGUAGUUAAAUGUGGAAAUCUGCAGUGUCUCCUAAUCUGUUUUGGUGUUUGUUCUCCAUGAUUCCUCCUCUUCUCCUCACUCCCCAUGUCCUGAAGAAACAGCAAGUGAAUACUGAGGGCCAUUCGCACAGAUUCCUCAGAACUCCCCAGUUCCACAGAUCCCUCAGAGUUCUCACUCGAGAUCCCUUCAGCCUUGUGAGGGUGACACGGAGGAGGGUGCUGCACUUCCUGUGUUCCGCUCAUUCCCCUCUGAUGGCCUUGAAAUAUAUCAUUAUGCAAAUGUGAAUUUUGAUACUGAACUUAAGAAGAGGGUGUUGGAUUUUUUUUUUCUUUUUUCAAACAAAAGGUCCAUAUGUGGUCAUCAUUGCUUCAUUUUGUAACGUGAAUUGUAACUAUGCAUUCUACAAGGGGGGAGGGCAAAGGGGAAGGAAGUGGCUUUGCAUCCUUGUUCUCCGGUUUCUGUGUCCAUGGUAUCCGUGUGUCCAGGAGGGGAAGGGGAAUGAGAGAAGAUGCACUAACGUCAUCACAGAGUGAGGUUGAAAGAGACCCCUGAGGCCUCGUGCAAUGGCUCACAGGUCUGAAAGCCGGGCACAUUCCGGGGGUCUGCAGCUCCUGUCCACUGAUCAGGUACAGGAGUCUUGAUCCUAGCCGUGCAGUGUUAAUCCAGGGCAACAGUGGGACCCCAAAGGCUCCAGUGUUCUCUGGACAAAAGUACUCAUCCUUUCCUGAAUUCAGAACUUUUGCAAGCUCAGGAAACCAUGCCUCACUCAUGCUGACAUUAAUCUUUAUGUCAGUUUCAAAGACUUCUCCUCUCCUCUCCUCUACUUUCCUCUCCUCUUCCUUUUUUUUUAAUCAUUGUUCAGUGAAUUUAGGUGAGAAAAUUAUUCUGCUCUAUGGAGAAGAGGGCUAUUGCUUGACAGGCAAAAAGGCAUUCUCUCUCACUUGCUAUCCCCCCAGCCAAAUGCAAUGUCUCUGCUUCCUUUGCAUUCACUACACUGUACAUAGCUGGGGAGCAGUGAAGUUCUGACACAGGAAAGGCCUACAUUCAUCCUCUCCAUUCUGACAAUUCCUUUGUUGUUCUUGCCUGUGACACAUCGUAGCAUAGCUCUGCUCUAGGCAUUUUUUGCAACACAGUAUGGUAAGCAAAAGAUUGUGGCCUGUAUUCAGUGUUUUCCACGCAGCAAUUUUUGUUGUUGAUGUUCACAGUACUGUAAUGAGUAACCAGACUUGAUCACAGUCUUCUGUGCCUGUGCAGGACUGCACAGGCAUGAUCUUAUCAGGGUUCCAAUCUGUUAGAUUGCCUUUUAACAAAAAGCAAAACAAAAAAACUCCAGACGUUUCAACUAACACAAAACUAUACCUCGAGGUACAUUUAUUUCCCCUGCAAUGUAAACCCUUAAUUCCUGUUUCCUUUCUGACAUUGAUAGGUUAUCCUUUAUAAGAUACGAACAUGUAAAUAGCAGGAUAACUUCUAAAACAUUUUCUUUGCUGUGAAAGUAGUCCUAAAAUAUGAUAUAUUCCAUAUUAAGCCAUCAGAAGUUUCAAAUCUGAAUUCUUUCAUGUUUAAGAAGAAAAGGCAGAGCAAGUCAGUGGGGUGGAUUUGCAUCUGAGCUAGAGCUGUUCUCUGGCCCUGCACACAGUGACCGCAGACCAGUGUCUGAGUCCUGUCCUAGCUAGGUGCCAUCUAUUCCAGAAUCCUAGUUCUGGGGUGGGGAAUGUCUGAAUUUCUCUCUUCCAGAAGAUCAGUCCUCUACAGGGACUCCAGGAGGUUUUCUAUAUGAGACCUUGAGCUCUUCCCUGUCUUGGUAUACUCUUUCUCUCUCUCUCUCCCUCUCUCCCUCCCUCCUUCUCUCUCUCUCUCUAUCAUUCUGAAGUUCACCCCGGGAUUUAGUCCCUGUCAUUUCAAUGUACGCUGCAGAAUUUAUGGCCUUGUUGUAUUAUGACGCUCUGGAAAUGUUCUGAUUUCUUACUUUGAAGGAAACUCUCAUCUAAGGAGACAUGCAAACAAUCCUGAAAGCGGCAUUGCAUCCUCAGAUCUUCCUCUCUGCGUGAGGCUUAAGGCUGACUUUAGUAGAGGGAAAUAAUUUAACACAUGCUGCUCAGAGGGCUCUGUCAGCUGCUGCCCUUCCUAGAUUUGAGCUCCCAUGAGGCAGGGUUGGAAUAGAUCAUCUUGAGUAGCUUCUUUACAAAAACCCCCUUUUGCCCCACUUUAUGUAUACCUAUCAAGAAGCCCUUUGGGUGUGAUCUCGCUGAUCUUGUAUAGUGACGACUUCCUUUGAGGGAAGAAACUCGAUUAUAAGUGCAUGCACAUUAUCUGCCCACCUUCUGAUUUGGGCACUGUUGACUUAGGAUUUUACUUCUGUUGUUUAUCUGGAGGCUCUUGUCCUAUCAGUGUCCUUCCUCUGAUUCCCGUGGGCUCUGCCUGCCCCUGUAUCCCUCUCUGAUGCUCCCAAAGGGCUCUGCUGAUCUCUGCACCUCUUUCCUGGGACGUACCCCCCACUACCACCUUUUGCACACACCAGUGACCAAAGUGUUUGCAGUGGUCUCACAGAAGACAUCAAAAUGGUGCACGCACCUCGAAUGUGCUCUGAGACACGUGCACAAGAUUCUGUACCCAUGGCCUUAAUCUCAGCACGAUUUAAGGUGCAGGAACAUUUUUAACAGGUUUUAAAAAAAAAACCUUCUGGGAGGGAAAAAGCAGAUACAACAGCUCAACUGUGCCCACUCCUAACUGUCCACUCUCGCUUACACCUUCAUGCUGUGCGCCCACCCAUCCCAUCUGUGUUCUGCAUAACCAAAAACUGACUACAAAAGCAACCUGAGGAGAGGUUUCUGGACUAUUUUAUCUUUCUCCCUUUCGAUGGAGAUAUAAAUGCUGCUUUGGGUUCCAUAAUCCUAGGGGGCUAUGUUUACAUAGUGAAAUACAUCCUACCAAAUCAGGAAACAGUGGAUAGCAGGACUCACUUCAGUGAGCGAGCAGUCACCUGGGGGCAUGGCUGAGGGGGAGAGGCAGAAAAGUACUUUUUAAUUCCUUGUGACACAUGACCCCCAUUCUCCUCUCUUCCUCCCUCUGUGGCUCUCCUUGCCCCCUUUAAACAGAAGGUGCAGAGAAGGGCAUCAAAAGAAGGCUGGAUUUUUCAGAGGCAGCUUUCCAACUUUGCACACAAAGAGGUAACGGAAGGUACAGCAAAAAUCCUCUCAUCUGAAACACUGUCAGCAGAAACAAAACCUGUCGAAAGGACUUAAACAGCUGCACAUAUUGAUGCUCUCUGCAAGUUACCUAUAAGUGUUUUGUUUUUCUUAUACUUGAAAUAGCUUUUACAAUAUUAUUUUGAUGGCUUUCUUUUCUCUCUUCUGAUGGGCAAUAGAGAAAGUGGAUGAUGAGGUUUAAGGACACUCAAGGGGAGAAAAGAGAAGAUGUGGCAUUGUCUGUUUUGUUUUUUUUUUUUAAACAUAGAGAUUUAAUCAAACUCCCGUAUGUUGAAAUUGCUCCUCAUAUUACUGGUUUUACAUGGACACAGAAACUAGGCACUUUAGAGGUGCACUUGCACGGCAGGCUGGGCCCCCCUUUUCUAUAUUUUAUUUUACUUUUUUAGUAUAGUGGUACUUAAAAUCACUGGUUCACUUAAAAAAACAAACAAUAAAAUGUUAAACUCUACUAAUGUACAAAUAAGCUGAAAAGUUGCAUUUUAUGUGUAUUUUUUGCCAUAGCAGGUACUGUAUUUCUCAUGCUGGAUUUCAAAAAAUAUAUAUAUAUCAAAAACAAACAAAAAAAACUGAAGGGUGGUGUUUUAUUGGAUUGUGACAGGUCGAGUAAUAAGGAAUUAAGUCGCCGUCAUUUCAUGAAAAACUGAGCGAUGAUGUCAUACAUAUAAGUUUCCUGAAGGGUUUUUUUGGGCUUUUAAAAAACAGCUUAUUUUUGUUUUUGUUUAGUUUUUUAUUUUAUUUUAUUUUGAAAAGAUAUGAUUGUAUUAUGUGCAACUCAGUUGCUUACAUUAUAACUACAAAAUAUUUUGGGUUUCUGGAAAAAAAAGAAAACAGACUAAUAAAUGUGUUUGGCUGCUAAGCA